Molecule: messenger RNA, 339 nt
Organism: Staurois parvus
Lineage: Eukaryota; Metazoa; Chordata; Amphibia; Anura; Ranidae
Source: the annotation of a GenBank genome assembly
AUACAGACUGCUUCUACAAAUAUUUGUUAAAGACUGUGCAAUAAGUUCAUCUGUGAAAUUUCCUUGCAAUUAAAUAUUCCACGGUCAACUGGUAGUGGUAUUAUAACAAAGUGGAAGCAACUGGGAACAACAGCAACUCAGACAUGAAGUGGUAAGCCACGUAAAAUGACAGAGUGGGGUCAGCGCAUGCUGAAGAGCACAGUGCGCAGAAGUUGCCAACUGUCUGCAGAGUCAAUAGCUAAAGACUUCCAAACUUCAUGUGGUCUUCAGAUUAGUACAACAGCAGUGUGUAGAGAGCUUCAUGGAAUGGGUUUCCAUAGCUGAGCAGUUGCAUCCAAG